Molecule: messenger RNA, 1776 nt
Organism: Rotaria sp. Silwood1
Lineage: Eukaryota; Metazoa; Rotifera; Eurotatoria; Philodinida; Philodinidae
Source: the annotation of a GenBank genome assembly
AUGGAAUAUGAUCGAAACACCGGAUUAGAUGAAAAAGAAGAAAUAACAAUGAUGGAAUUGAAAGCUUCCAUUGGACUAUUAUUGCUUGCUGGUUUAUUAGGAAGAUCAAAAGGAAAUUUACGAUCCUUAUGGAGAACAAGUCCUUUGGAAUCUCCAAUAUUCAAAGCUACUAUUUCAAAAAGCCGUUUUGACAAAAUUAUGUCGUGUCUAAGAUUUGAUGAUAAAAGAACAAGAGAAGAGAGAAAACAAGCAGAUAAAUUUGCAGCAAUUCGUGAAAUUUGGUCAGAUUUUCAAGAUAAAUUAAAAACAUGUUAUACACCAGGACUUGAUCUUACCAUCGACGAACAAUUAUUAGGAUAUCGAGAAAAAUGUCCAUUUCGUCAAUUUAUCCUUAAGAAGCCUGACAAAUACGGAUUAAAGUUCUGGCUAUGUGUUGAUGCAGAGUCGUAUUAUGUAUUGAAUGCAUUUCCUUACAUUGGACGACAACCAGGUCAAGAAAAACAACAACACAUAGGUGAAAGUGUAGUUUUAGAAUUGCUCAAGCCAUUUUAUGAUUCAAACAGAAACGUUGCAAUAGAUAAUUUCUUUACAAGUGUUCCGUUGGCGAAAAAUCUUCAAACGAAGAAUCUUACUCUUAUAGGAACAUUACGAAAAAAUAAAUCAGAAAUACCUAUGGAGUUUCUACCAAAUAAGACUCAUGAAGUUGGUUCUUUGCUUUUUGGUUUUGAAGAUAAUUUAACUUUAGUUUCCUUCGUACCAAAAAAAAAUAAAGCUGUCUUAUUACUUUCUUCGAAACAUCAUGAUAAUCAGGUGGACAAUAAGACUGGAAAACCAAUUGUUGUUUUGAAUUAUAAUAAAACCAAGGGAGCUGUUGAUACUGUUGAUCAAAUAUGCCACAAAUAUACAGUAAAAAGAGGUACAAAGCGGUGGCCGCUUUGUAUUUUCUACGGUAUGAUAGAUGUGACGGCUUUAAAUGCUUUUAUCUUAUGGAAGGCGAAAAAUCCAGAAUGGAAUCGAGAUAAGAGAUAUCAACGACGAUUAUUUUUAGAAGAACUCGGACUUAGUCUAGUAACACCGCUGUUGGAUUUUCGUUCAAAAACCUCAAAAUUUCUACAUAAAGAUAUUCAAAAUGCUUUAGCUAUUGUUGGUCAUCCUGUAGCGAAAAGAAAUUCACAAAAAUCAAAUGAAGAUUCUGCACAAGGAAAACGAAAACGGUGUUCAAUGCGUGAAACAUCUAAAGACAGAAAAACUUCAAUUAAAUGUUGUAUAUCAAUUGGAAAAACAUUUUGCUCAAUUACAUCAUUUCUGUCGGGUAAUCGAAUGACUUAUUGCACUCGAUGUUGGUGUUUAGGUCAUAUGAGAAAUAAAUGUAAAGUAGAACAUCCACGCUGUCGUAUCUGUCUUAACAGUAUAAAUGAUCAUCAAACACAUGUCUGCUCGAAUAUCGCUCGUUGUCCACAAUGUAACGGUAAUCAUCAUUCAUUAUCUAGUGUAUGUGAAAAAGUGCUUCAAUAUCGUUCUCAACUAAAAGAACAAGUUAACAAUGAUUUAUCAACAGACAAACUGCAUCGAUUAAUACCACAAGAGCACUCCCAACCGACACAAUUUCAAUUGAAUAAAAAUGAAUUUCUACCAUUACCAGCUCAAAUACAGGGGAGUACUCCUUGGAAACUAACCACAGCACAACCACUAAUAACAGCCAAUAUGAAAGAGAAUGAAGAUACAACAAGAAUGUUAUUAACAAUAAAUCAAAAUGUUUUAGAUAUGAAGGAGUAG